Molecule: messenger RNA, 3708 nt
Organism: Oxyura jamaicensis (ruddy duck)
Lineage: Eukaryota; Metazoa; Chordata; Aves; Anseriformes; Anatidae
Gene: CCDC51
Product: coiled-coil domain containing 51
Exons: 4
Coding region: 303-1562 (419 amino acids)
Source: RefSeq, a predicted model, not a curated record
AACUGCUAGCACAUGUGACAGGGUACACCAAGUUCAAGUGUGAAAACACAGAACAAAAUUCCUAUUUUAAAAUUCCUAUGGCAGUCACUUCUGUGCUGAGGCAUUAAAUUACUCCGAAGCUACUCCUGCUGGUACUGGAUCUGUAACAUGUGAUUGCUAUUCGUGCAACGAGCAAAUCAGUAAUCAAGAACCAUGGUAGAAGUACUUAAUAACAGCAGAAAAGCAGGAAUCUGUGGCAGAAUCGUCCUUUGAAAACUGUGGAAAAUGUCCUAGCACUUUUCUUCAGUGAGCAAAUUCAAGACAUGGGGCCAAUGAAAUAUAAAUCAAGUGUAUCCUCGGUGUCCUGUGGCCUGCAAUAUCAUCAUUUUAUGAUAAAGUGCUGUCAAAAAAUGAAUUUACACGUAGCGCGAACUUACUGUUCCUCAGGACCUAAGCAGCCUGAAGCCAAGUCAGCGAUAGAAACGGCCAGGGGUCUUCUCAGUCGACUGACUGAAACUGGGACUGUUAUGGGGAAAAACUCCCUUCACAAAAUAUCUGCAACGGGCAGGAGUUGGUGGGACAAAUAUGAAGAGUUUGUUGGUAUUAAUGAAGUUCGAGAGGCUCAGGGAAAAGUGACAGAGGCUGAAAAUGUCUUUAUGAUAGCUCGAGGCAUAGUACGAGAGGCUCGUGAAAAUGUGGAAGCCCAACAGACUAAACUGAAGGAAAUUCGGGACCGCUUAGACAGGGUCUCUCGGGAUGACACCCAGUACUUAGAGCUGGCUACUCUGGAACACAGGUUGCUGCAGGAAGAGAAGAGAUACCGAGCCGCCUACUUAAAUGCAGAAGAAUCUGAGCGAGAAAAAUUCUCUCUCUUCUCUGCAGCUGUAAGGGAAAGCCACGAGAAAGAGCGGACAAGAGCUGAAAAAACAAAGAACUGGUCUAUUAUUGGCUCUGUACUGGGAGCCAUUAUAGGUGUUCUUGGAUCCACUUAUGUGAAUCGAGUAAGGCUGCAAGAAUUAAAAGUCUUGGUGCUUGAAGCACAGAAGGGCCCAAUAAACCUGCAAGAAGCCAUCAAAGAACAGGCCUCCAGCCAUUACUUGCAGCAGAAGGAUCUCAGUGACGUCAUAGCAGACCUGAAAAACAUGCUGCAAGCAAGGACAUCACAGGAAACAAAAGAAGGUGCUUUGUUAGCAAGAGGAGACAGGAAUGACUCCAUAAAGAUAGAUUCUCUUUUAAUUCCUUUAAAGGAACAGCUAAACUACACUAAACAAGUCAGUUCAUGUCUUGGGAAUUUACAACAGCAGUUUAACAGUCUGCAGGAAAGUAUAGCACAAAUAAUUUCUGACAUGCAGAGCGUUAAACUUGCAGUUCAUUCUAGGCCUAUGGAAAGAGCCAUGCCAAGGUCUUCAGCAGAGGUUAAGGGACAGGCUUCUGCUGUGAGAGAUGUGAUCUUAGAACUGUGUGACACAGAGCGGAGACUGGAAUCACAAAUCAAGAGAAAUUCUAUUUACAGCACUGCAAUCACAUGUACUGUGUUUGCUAUUACUCUGCCAGUACUCUAUAUUAUACUUAAAGGAAACUGAUCUCUAACUAAUUGCUGUAAUUUACUAGAUUAAUAAAAGUAAGCUUGCACUCUAAGUACCUAGAGGACAAGUCCGCAUAAAUUUGUGCUAGUGUUUCUUGUUAUGCUUUCUGCUGUACAGUUGGAAAACUCGUAAAGGCUGUCCAGCUGCUGCUGCAGGCUCCAUGCUAAGCCUUUCACUUGCAGUGUGUCUUUUAAUUCCUGAAGUGAAGGAAAUUGUAUUGCUUCAUCUGUUGACUUCAUUCACAGUUUCGUUCUGCAGUCUCGUACUGCAUAUCAUGCCAAUCGGUGACCUUCAUUCCAGAGCUGUACUUGUGAUUUUCAGUUCAAAUGAUUCUUUUAAUCUAGCAUUGAUCAAAGUGCUUCAUGUGUAAUCCUUUAUAAUUUAACUCCUGAUUUGUUCAUAAUUUUGCAGUUUGUCUAUACACAGAACGUUAGGAGUCCUUUUACUAAUCGGGUAAAUAUGUAUGCCCUUACCUGUUUGGUUUUUAUUCUGCAUACAAUGCGAUAGUUUGCUAUAUAACAAACAGCAGGGGCAAUGUAAACCAAGACUGAAGUUAUCAUGGUAUAAAAUAUAGCUUCGUGAGUCUGUACAGCCAGAUAGUACAUUUAAAACAUGAUUAAAUUACAUGUGGUAGCUUUCUCCUAGAACUGUGUAUAACAAAGUGUCCAAAAACAUUUCUGGAGCUUUAGCCAUGUUAGUUACAGCUCUGUGCCAUUGAAGGCUAAUAGGCAGGGAAAGUGAAAAAGGAUUCAGAUAUAGAUGUAUUAAGUAUGGCGAUGUUUAUUCUGCAGGUGCAAGCCAAUUGUCCUUUCCCUACAGCCUCCUUAACCCAUCAUUCACUAGCCAUUUUGUGGUUGUGGUAAUCAUCUAUGAAGCAAUCACUUUCUUAUCCCUCCUAGUAUUUUUUAUUGGAACUGUUUUCAGUUUUUAUUCUUUCAGUUUUGUCCUGCCUGGAAAUUAAAAAGCUGUUCUACAGCAGGUGUUUGUAAGAUGGUACUUGAAUGGUAACAGUGCUAUGCAAACUACUCCAAAAUAAUAUUUGGGAAGAAGUGAAAAGUCCAGCUGCUUCAUUUUCUUGGAAGGGAUGAAGAAUGGCAGAACGAAGAAAAACGCUGUCUUAACAGCUAAACGUCAGCAUCUCUAUGGCCAAACAUAAAGUUGUUAGUUUCACUGUGAUAAUUAAUAGUUUUCUCCCUGUGAUGGUAGCAGAUAAGCAAACCGAACUUGGAACUCUUGCUCUACUGGGCACUGUGAAACCUUGGCAAGGGGCUGCCAACCUGACUUCACGCUCCAAUGCCUUUGUGUAAGCAUUUCACAAUGACAAAGUUGUUUAGUAUACACUCUAUGUUUUGUUGUUGUUGUUUUUUCUGUCAGUCCUUUCUUCUGCUUAGUAACCAUAUGAAAACAGUUUGGGGUUUUGAUUGUAAGAUCUCUGGGAUAGGGACGUUUGCUUGAUGAGGCACCAACUUCAUUUGCUAUCGUUAGUGCUACUAUAAAUGUUGGAAUAAACAGCAUUAGGAAAGACCUGUGAUGAUUCACAACUUGUAAGAGAUGAAAUAUGCAACAGGUGGUUUUGGGAAGGACUGCUGCUGAUUAUUUAUAUAUUGAUUAUUUUGCGUGUAAAGUGAACAGGCGUUUGUCAGGGAAGCUGUUUGAUCUGAUGGCUUGAGACCUGGGAUAAAAGUUCUCAUGCAUUUAGCUGCAUCAAGAAGUGCACAUAGAUUAAUGCGAUUUUUCAAAUCUAGCAUUUCAUUUUCUCAUUUAAUGAAUGUUUCUGCAAGUUCUACUUCUUGCAGGAGAGUGAUGAAAAUCAGAGAAGUAUGUAAUUAAAGGGGAAGGGAUAGUACAAUGGUUCUAUUUGUAGUUUGCCAACAGUAGUUGCUGAAUUUUAUUCUUUUUUUUUCUGGUUUAACUACCUAAUGUCAUGCCCCCUUACUAGGUAAAUGGCUGAAUUUUAAAUAUUCAUCCCUGAAAAACAUGGAUUGUAUAUGUGAGCAUGAUUUCAAAAUGCUGAAUGUUAGGUGGCAAAACAUGAAAGUAAAGGCAACGUUACUCACUGAAAUGUCUUUUUGACUAACAUCAGAAAAUGAGUAGGGAUCUGAGGUUAAACUUAUAUAUGAUAAAUAAAGAACAGGAAAACCAA